AUAAAACAAAGAUCAAGCAGACAACAAACUGUUUUUACAAAUCCCUGUAUUGGCCUGGAAUACACACGAGUCAGUAUCGAAAUCUGGCAGUUUAGUUAAUUUUGAUUUAUUUGGACAAAAAUGUGGUUUUAUAAUUAAUUAGUUAAUUUAAUGAAGUUUGUUUCAUCUUAUAUGCAGUGCGGUAACAAACACAUAUAUUUUUAUUAAAAUUUACACUAUAUUUUUAUAAUAAAUUAGUUACCGCGGGAAAACAGUGAAACGUUUGACUUCUAUAAUGGCCGCAAUAGCGCCAAUGCUUUUGAGUUUGCUGUUCUAAAAUGAAAUUUAAGUUAAUAAUUAUGCGGUUAUUUAUCGUUCCUGAGUUGAGUUAUCGUUUUUGAAAUGGACAUCAACGCUGAGGUCUCAACACAAGCUCUAAUAGAUGUAAUCCUGAGCGACCUUCACAAAACGUUACCACCAUGCGCUAGUAAAAAGAAUGACAAAAAAGAAGAAGAAACACAGAAUGCCAUGCCAGACUCUACAACCAACACGGAGAAAAAUAAUGCAAACCCUUUCCACUGUGGGGAUGAUGUCCUUGUACCUAAUAAAGAUGGCAGAUAUUAUUUAGGAACAAUUGUCGAGCUAAGUACCAGUAAUGACAACGAUUCAUGCGACGUCGGUGCGGGUGUGGCCCAGUGCCUCGUUAAGUUUGGGGAUGGAACUCAUUCGUGGGCGCCCGUGGCUACGCUCAAGCUGCUUAGCGCUCCGCCGGCCGACGACGGGCGCAUCAUGUGCGUGGUCUGCAAGCGCCGCGAGGGCCCGGCCGCCAGCCCCGCCACUAACGCCAUCAUCGCCUGCGACAUGUGCGGCCGGGGGUACCACGCCAAAUGCCACUCGCCGCCGGUAGAGUGUUGGAUCAAUGGAGCGUCAUGGCAUUGCAAGAGAUGUGUGGACCAACGGUACCGGGUAGCGGCUGCCGAGAACCGCGCCUCCAAGCGGUCAGACCUACGCUCAGACGUGUUCAGAUUCAAGGGCGGCCCACAGAGGCGGCAGCAGCAGGAGUUAACGCCUCCUUGUGAUACCGCAUCCACAACAUCGUCGGCGGCUUCAGAAGCAGGGAAAGAUCAAGAUGAGGCUCACUGUUAUUGCGGAGAGAAAAGUGAUUGGCUUGCACAGAUGCUACUAUGUUGUCGCUGCUCCCGAUGGUUCCACCAAAGAUGCGUGUCCAGUUUACAGUAUCCAUUAUAUGCUGGUGAUAAGUUGUACAUAUUUGCGUGCGCGGAUUGCAACGGAGGGAAGGAAUACUUGAGGCGGCUCGAGCUUUGCUGGCGGGACUUGGCCCACCUGGCGCUGUACAACCUCACCGCGUACAAUGCACCCAAUUAUUUCGACCUAGACAAUGUGAUAAUGCCGUACAUAAUGGACAACUGGCACGCGUUACAGUUACCCGAAAAGAUGUGGCGGACACCCGUUAACGAGCGCCGCGAGCGCAUCCUGACGGCGUUGACGUCCUCACGCAAGCGCUUCAAGUGCGGCCGCGAGAUGAAGAAGCGCGCCACCAUCUGGGGGCUGCGCCUGCGACGGCCGCCUCCGCCGCCGCUGCAACUAGCCGCCUUGCAACAGAUGAAGAAAGGAGAUCCAUUGACUGACGAAUUAGUAAGAACCUACGCCCCCAGACUGCGCUUUCUGUCACGGGCAUCGUCGCCGCAAUCUCACUCGCCUAUUGAUGAUAGUUCACAACCAUCUAGUAGUAACAAUGAUAAAAGUUCCUAUAAACGUCACAAUCAACAAAUGAUUGUACCCAUCGAUGGCCACUGGUUGAAUUUAAUGAUGGGAAAACGGUUCCAUGAAAACCUUAAUUCCAAUUCUAACUCCGAGAAUGAUUCAACUAGUUCCUACGAGUCUGUCAAGCCCACUGAGAACGAGGAACAGAACUCGCCCUCAGUAUCCACGUCCACCGCUAAAAAGUCUGAUGCCAAAGAUGAUAAUUUAGAUAAAACACAAGUAAAUGAAAGUGAAGUUAAUGAAGCUAUACCACUAUGUGAAGACCCUCAAGUGCCAUCGCUCGAAACGUCGCUAGUUCCAUGCUCUGUAAAGUUAGAUAAAAUACCAAAAGAUAUAAAUGGAAGUGAUAAUACUAGCAACAUCAACAUUAACACGCAUUCAACCCGAAUAGCUACAAUGAAUUUAGAAAUAUCUAAGCUAUCAACUAAAAAUAUUAUUGAACAUUCCAAGAUAAUGUCACUACAACACAUGGAUAAAAUAAUACCUUAUAGCAGCAACUUUUACCAUGACAUGGAGUCCUCUGGGGAUGAGACAUCGAGCCGAGGCACACUAGAUGUCAUUAUACCACCAUUAAAAGACUUUCAAGGGAAAAAUAACCCAUUUCUAAUGCAACACACUUCAAAAAUAUCUCUCUUGGGAAAUGUGAAUAACAAAAAAUUAAACAAAUAUUACUCGAGGUUUUCAUUACCUUCUCAAUUUAAUCCCAUGAUGGGCCCUAUGAUUAGACCAUUGAAAAGAAAACUUUGUGAAAAGGAUAUUGUUGUAGGUCCAAAUGGCGAAGUAAAACGUAGAAAAUUUAGGCGACCGAGAAAAUACUUGCAGAUGCAGUUAAACAAGUCAUGUCCCCUACCUGAAGAAAAGAAACCUGUUCCGCCCCAAGCUACUAAUGGAGAACUCCCUCCUCCGAGCGCUCGCAACAAUAACGUAAAGUUUCACGGUAGAAGACUGAGACAACGACAGGAGAAAAACUAUUACGAAAAUGCGCGUCGCAACACAAACAAUAAUAAUUCGAGCAACAACAACAGCGUGAAGAGUUUGCAAUUGAGUCCCCACAAGAUAAACAAUAGUGUUACAGAAGCCGCCGCGCAGCAGCUAUCGGCGUUGAAGUCUAGCGUGCAGUCGUACUUCCGCGCCGGACAAACCUUCAGCGUGCUGGCACGUCGGCACGUGCCCGGCGCACCUCCGGCCUACCUCAUCGAGUGGGACUCCAACGCAUAGUAGUGCGGCGUUACAUGAAUUUAUUUAAAUAUACAUAUUAUUCUUAUAAUAUAUUUGUAAGUGCUUGUCUGUAGUCUAAUUAGUUGUACAGUAAAUUCGAGGAAUGUGAUAUAUUAUUAUUCCAAUUUGA
Molecule: messenger RNA, 3112 nt
Organism: Amyelois transitella
Lineage: Eukaryota; Metazoa; Arthropoda; Insecta; Lepidoptera; Pyralidae
Gene: Pcl
Product: metal-response element-binding transcription factor 2
Exons: 11
Coding region: 382-2982 (866 amino acids)
Biological process (GO): positive regulation of DNA-templated transcription
Cellular component (GO): Set1C/COMPASS complex
Source: RefSeq, a predicted model, not a curated record